AUGGAGUGGAAGGAAACUCUUGAAGAGUGCGGGUACAACGUUCUGAAGGUACUCAAUCAUGUCCAUGGGCAGGACGAUGUCCCUACCAAGGAGGUGCAGCGCUCUUCACUUCAGUUCGCCGAGUAUCUCGAGGAGAGAAAGUCAAGGCUCCUCAAUCUUGAAGUCGGGGAAGAUGAGAGGCCUGCAGCUGUCUACCGAAGAUAUUAUGAAGCGACUGUGCCAAAUAUCUAUUUGUUCAGGAGGGUGGCUGGUGGACAGCGAGACGGAAGAAGACGAGGAAACCGGCAGCAACGGUGA
Molecule: messenger RNA, 297 nt
Organism: Cladophialophora bantiana CBS 173.52
Lineage: Eukaryota; Fungi; Ascomycota; Eurotiomycetes; Chaetothyriales; Herpotrichiellaceae
Exons: 1
Coding region: 1-297 (98 amino acids)
Source: RefSeq, a predicted model, not a curated record